This is a messenger RNA of Ziziphus jujuba (common jujube), 2782 nucleotides long. RefSeq lists its product as uncharacterized. The transcript has 10 exons. Lineage: Eukaryota; Viridiplantae; Streptophyta; Magnoliopsida; Rosales; Rhamnaceae. Gene Ontology annotation, molecular function: protein binding. The record is from RefSeq and is a predicted model, not a curated record. The coding region runs from base 225 to 2612 and encodes 795 amino acids.
CGCUAACUCUUACCACCGACAACAGCGCCUAGCUUCAGAUUUAAGGGUUGAAAACCAGUCUUGAUGAGUGAACUCUUGAGUAUGCCUUAAAUGUUUAUGGUAGGCUUACCUAAAAUGAAGAAUUAAGAAGGUUUUUCUCUCCAUUUGGGAAGAUAUCCUACCAUUCAGCGAGUGAGCAGUUAUCAUUUCCUUGUGUAUGAGUCAGAGUUGAUCUGGAAGUAAAUAUGAAAAUGUGGUGGAAAGAAGAUGAUGAAAUAGAAAUUAUAGCAUAUAGAAGGAAAAGUGCCAGAUUAUCGGCAUUGACAGAGAAUAAGAAAGAAAAACAGAAGAACAACCACUCAUCUGCAGCCAUUUCCCCUAGUAAUAAUAGCAAUGUCAACAAGAAGGACGUUGGAGAUAAAGAAGGCAAGACCGUCGCAUCUGAUCAUCUUGAUGGUGAUGAUGUAGCUGUGUUGCCAACAACUAAGACUGAAAUUCUAGCUCUACUUCCUCGUCCUCCUCCUCCGGAGACAGCCAAGAAGGGACGCAAGCGGAAAAAACUUGGAGACCUCGCCAUCCUUUCUUCUCAACAGGAUGGAGAAAACCCAAAACCUGAAAAUACUUCUGCCCAAAAUGAUCAUCCAGAAACUGUUCCAUCCACAAGGAGAAUGCCUGGAAGAUGCAUGCUUGAGUUUAUCCUUGAUAUUCUGCAAAGGAGAGACAAAAAUGAAAUAUUUGCCCAGCCUGUUAACCCUGAAGAGGUCGAGAGCUACUACAGAAUUAUCAAAGAGCCCAUGGAUUUUGGCACCAUGAGGGCUAAACUUCAGGAAGGACUGUAUACAAGUUUGGAACAAUUUGAGCGUGAUGUGCUUCUAAUAUCUAGCAAUGCAAUGCAUUUCAAUUCAUCAGCCACCGUAUUCUAUAAAGAGGCUCGAGCCAUACAAGAACUAAGCCAGAGGGUUUUCCAAGCUCUAAAAUCUGACCCGGAAAAUUUUGAAUCAAAUUUGUUGUUUAGCAAAAGAAUCCCAGCAAGCAAACGCCAAGUUGAAGCCAAAGCUUCACGCUCAAAACUUGCUAAACUUGGUGGACUGAAAAUUGGAGUUUCAGAAUCUGGAUCAAGAAAUGGCAGGAAAAAAUCAACUCUACCUGAAAUGCAAAAACGUAAAGCUUAUAAACCUUCAAUUUCCACUCAGAAUGAAUUACUUGUUUCAUCCAUCUACAAUGGACCCAAGCCACUUGUCCCUAUAGAGGAUCAAGAUUAUACAUACAAAGAAAGUCUUUUGCGGUUUGCUGAAGGUUUAGGACCAGCAGCACAAGAGUUUGCACGGAAGAAGUUGGGCAGAUUUCUAACCGAAGCACCAAGGCCCAAGUCUCAGACUCCUUCAACACCUACAAUGCAGACUCAGAAUCUUCUGCUUCCUACACCAUCAGCUCCACUUCCACCUGUUCAUCCAAAUAGAGUUCAUAAUCCAAAAAGGCCCAACACUAUCCUACGUGAAAAACCCAGGACUUCAGAUAUUUCUUUCAUCAAGAAAGGCGUUGUUGUCAAUGUCAAUGGCAAUGCUUCAAACAGUGGCUCAGGAAAUGUUGCUUCUUUCACUGGGGGUCUUAACAUUCUCAAGAAUUCCAAAGAAAGUGAUCGUGGAGGGAAAGUGAACCCUAAUGCAACAAUUAAUGGAUCGAUAUUUAGCAGCAAGAAUUCUGUGCAGACAGAAAUGAAUACUGCCGGUGCCAAUUCAAGUUUGAAUUUGGACAUCUUGAAAGGAAAAGAAAUGUAUGCGAAUACAAGUUUAAAUUUGAACAUCUUGAAUGGACAACGGGUUAUGACCAGUGAAAAAAUUGAUUUCCAAGGGAAUUAUAACAGAAAAAAUGUUAUUCCUCAUCAUCAUCAAUAUCGUAACGACUCGUUUCGCUUAGCAUCACAUUUUCGAGUCUUCAAGAUUGAGAAUUCUACAAGUCCAGGGGCACCAAAGACUCCAAGACUAGGAUACAAGGCUAUAGAUAUGAUGGCAAAUGCUAACAAACAGCUAGGGAAACAAGUUCAGCAAUCUCCAAAAACGGAUGAAAAUCACAGGAAGCUGAUCGAUUUCAUGUCCAAAAGCAACAAGUAUCUGAAGUCAAAUUUCUUGCCAUUACAGUCUUUCUUUCCAUCAGAAACUUCGUACGCUUCGCAAGUUCUAUUGGCUUCGCAUGCUUUAUUGUCUACACAAAAUUUCUCUCCUCCACCAAUACCACCACAAGAUAUUAAGUUUCAAAGCGUGCUGGUUCAUGCCACUCUCUCCUCCCUAGCAGUGCCUCCACUGACCUUAAACUCUGCACCAACUGAACCGGAAUUGGACCUGACUCGACCUGAAACAUGGGCAAAAAGCCCAGUAUGCAAUUUUACAAACUUGCUUAUGCAGACUAAUUACGAGGAGGAUUACAAGGCAGUGAACCAUGGAACAUCUUUUGUGCAAGAACUGAAAUCUCCAUCCUCAGCUCAAGGGUCAAUGCCUCUGUACCCUUCAAAUAGUCUUCAAGAAAGAGCCAUUGAUCAAUACCCUCAAUCAGGAUCCACAUCUCAACUUUACCAUGUUGAUCAACAGCUAUCCUUGAUGGACAAUCAACAUCCAGAUUUGGCUCUCCAGCUGUGAGUGAGUCCUAGCAACACAAGGGUGAAUAGCUCUCAAGUUUGGAAAUUCAUAUUAGCUUGAGUUUCUAACACCCUUUGGAUGAAACUAUAUAAUCCUUCUGUAUCUAACUUAGAGAAAGUGUACUCAGUUUCUGUACUUUUCAAGUAUCUUUCUUUCGUUUUUAGUGUUCA